AUGUCGUCGUCUAGGGAGCUACAGUAUUUGGAGUACACAUACAGGAACAACCGUCCCACGACGGGUCUCCUCAACUCCAUCUUCAUGACCACCGUCAACACCGCCGCUCGUUCUCUCGUCUCCGUUGCUUCCACCGCCUCCACACCAGAGCUGGCUUCUAGGCGGUGGUCAGCUUCCGACCACCUCAGGUUCAUGUCUAUGAUGAUGACGUGGCUCACUCUUUGGGUCCUUAGGGUUUUGUUGGACUAUCUUCCUCUUCCUCUCAUCUCUUCUUCUUCUUCUUCUUAUUCUCCCUUUAGUUUUGCUUCGGGUCUUCUUACGGCAGCGGCAGAGAACGCGUUGGUCCCGAAGGUUUCAGCUUCCUCCUCCUCGACGUCGACGGCGUUAGUGAAGUACUCACCGUCGCCGGAUUUGGGUAUGAUGAUUUGUGAUGGCGUUGAUGAGCCUUCCGUUAACUCUCUCGGCAGAGCACUUUGUCACGUACUAGCGCUCAUGAACGAGAUUCCAAUAACAUCAAGAAAAUACCAAUUUGCCUUGGGAAUGGCUGAGAAGAUCAUGGAAGACAACGCUCAGAGUGGCAACAUGGAUCUACUCGACGUCAAUCGAGCGGCCCUUGCGUCCUCCUUUGCACGAACCACGGCGCGUUUGCAGGAGUCUUUGAAGCGCUGCCAAACCAUAGAUGAGCCCUGCUCAUUGAGCAGUCUGCCGCUGCGUGUGGUCAGCGCCCUCCCGCUAGGAGGCUAUGUCGCCUCGUACGUGAAAGGGCUGAGCACUUGCAUCAACACCGUUAGGUCCUUGGCGGAUAUGACUGGUAACUUACUAUCGCAGAGUCGGAGGAGGGAGUCUACGGCCGUGAGAGCCGGCGGUCCUCCGGAAAAUGAGGUUGAGCUGGCGGUCGAGAAGCUGGCAGAAGAGCUGUUGUGGAUGACGGAGAAGCUUAGGCGUUACGAUGCCGUGGACGAAGGGAUAAAGCGGUGGAGCUAUGCUUCAGGUUUAGCUUCCUUGUCACUCACGGCUGCGCCAAGGGUUCAAGGCCUCAUGGUUAAGAUUUCAGCGCUCUUGAUUGGAGAGUUAGCAAGAGACGGCACACAAGUUCCGGGACAAGUGAAGUUUAGGCUCCUUGCAAACUGGCUACCGCUGUUUAGCCACGCGAGGAACGGGCUAGCGUUUCCGGUGCUGACGGGUUACGAGAGGGUUGAGGUGGAACGAGCCAUAGACAAAGCCAUCUCGACUCUGCCUGCGUUGGACCAAGAAAUCUUACUCACAAACUGGCUCCAAGACUUCUCAGUCUCGGCCUCUGAGUGGCCUAACCUCACCCCAACGUACGAUCGUUGGUGCCAAUCCACUCGCCAACUUUUCAUGUAG
Microthlaspi erraticum is the source of this 1365-nucleotide messenger RNA. Lineage: Eukaryota; Viridiplantae; Streptophyta; Magnoliopsida; Brassicales; Brassicaceae. The record is from the annotation of a GenBank genome assembly.